Aphis gossypii (cotton aphid) is the source of this 1331-nucleotide messenger RNA. RefSeq names its product actin-related protein 2/3 complex subunit 3 (gene Arpc3A). NCBI's taxonomy places the organism in Eukaryota, Metazoa, Arthropoda, Insecta, Hemiptera, Aphididae. The record is from RefSeq and is a predicted model, not a curated record. Gene Ontology annotation, cellular component: Arp2/3 protein complex; cytoskeleton. The transcript has 4 exons. The coding region runs from base 225 to 767 and encodes 180 amino acids. Gene Ontology annotation, biological process: regulation of actin filament polymerization; Arp2/3 complex-mediated actin nucleation. Gene Ontology annotation, molecular function: actin filament binding.
GUAAUUGAUAUUUGAUAAAAUACAAUAUAGUAAUUAGUAAUUUACAAUUUUAGAGUGAGACUAGGUUCUGUUAGAUACUUAGAUAAUAUUAUUAAUUUAUAACUUAUUUAUUAGCCAUGUUCAUAAAAUAUAGUCGGUGUUAACUGAUUUUUAUUAGUCAUCAAUAGUUCACGCAAUAAAAUUGGUUUGUAUAUUUCAAUUUUUCUCUGAAGCGGUGCAACAUCAUGCCAGCCUAUCAUUCUAGUAUAAAAGAUUACCAGCAACUAACUGGAAACAUGGCAAUAGUUCCAAUAAAGUCUCAAUACAAAGGUCCUGCACCUUUGCUCAGCCCAACAAUUGCAGAUAUGGAUAUAAUUGAUGAAGCAUUAUCUUUUUUUAAAGCAAAUGUAUUUUUUAGAUCCUACGAAGUUAAGAGUGAAGCUGAUCGUGUUGUGAUUUAUAUUACUUUAUACAUAACAGAGUGUUUAAAAAAACUUCAAAAAUGUCAAAGUAAAGAUCAAGGAAUGUCUGAAAUGUAUUCAUUGGCACUUUAUAGAUUUGAUAUACCUGGAGAGGCUGGAUUUCCAUUAAAUUCAGUUUAUGCUAAACCAUCAUCAACUAGUGAAGCAGAUGUUAUGCGUCAAUAUUUGGAACAAUUACGAAAGGAAACUGGCCGAAGAGUUUGUGAAAAAGUAUUUUCAACUGACGAUGGAAAACCAUCUAAAUGGUGGUUAUGUUUUGCUCGUAAGAAGUUUAUGGAAAAAUCAUUGCUUGCUCCAGGUCAAUAAUCUACUCAAUAUUUAACAAGGAAUCAUAUUUUAAUUUUUAUUGGCAGAAAAACUAUUGAUACCUAUUUUAUUUUUGUAUUUAUGUCUGCUCUUAAUCUAUAAUUAUUUAUAUUUUUAUUAUUAAAACAUAAUUUUUAUUAAUUUAUCUUAUUAAAGUAUAGUAAUUGUUUAAAUAUUUAAUAAAUACAUUUUUUUUUAAUUAAAAAAUUAUUAUUCUUUACAUUAAUUUUGAUGUACUUAUAUAAAUAUAUGCCUUUUUAUGUGCAAUUUAUAAUUUUUAUAACUAUUUGUAAUUUAAAAUUGUGCCAAUUAUUAAUUAAAACUAUUAAUGAUUUUACUACACUUAAGAGCAUCGUAAUUGUUAAAACUAGUGAAGUAAAGUUCAUGGUUUUACUAUCAACAUUUUCAGAAGAAAAAAGCUUCAUUAGAACCCAAUAAAAGACUAUACAACUGAAAAUAAUUUUUAUUUAACUAAAUAAUACAAAUUAUUGGUACCUCUUACAACUGUUGACGUUCAAUACUAAAUCAGUUAUGGGAAUUUGAAAUAUAUGUGUGUUGUCAUAA